AUGAGUAUGACGAGUGCAGAAUACGGCAUGGAUACGAUAUGUCAGCCUAUGACUGCGAAAGAAGAAGAGCAACAACAGAUGCCACCAUAUCACGAUAUGACUCGGUCGAGGGCACCGGAAUGCUCACAGUCGGCCACAACAUUCAACUUCCCAUACCCUCACUUUGCUUUAUUAUACAUCAACCGCAAUGGGGAGCUCAGUGUGGAGGCUUCCUCUUCCAUUGUGAGUUAUGAGAAGGCCAUCUUCACGCACGAUGUUAGGGAAAGGUUUCUGAAAUCGGCCACGGCCGGAUGGCAGCCUGAUUUGCAAAGUUAUCACGCCAAUACCGUGGGUCACAUGGACGGCGAUGUCAAACACUUUUUGUCCAACACUCCCUUUGGUUUACAACAAUCGCAUCACAAUCAGACAGGCUGGUAUAAACCUGAGCUAAUUCCUUGCGAAUGGCAGUCGCUGCAGAACAAACGUCACAGGCGAAACCUCCGACGUGUGAGUUCUGAAGUUGGUCGUGAUUCAGAUUCGAAUUCUCCCGGCUCGACGAUCAGGUGGACUGCACUUCGACUUGGACAAAAAGAGCUUUUACGGACAUACUACGAGAAAGCUUUCGAAAACUUCCAGCAACUGAACUGCAGGGCAAUUGCUAAGGCGUUCGUCAAGUUAGUCGAGCCCCGCAAGCAAGUCAAUCAUCCAUAUAAUGGACGAAAGACUACCGCAGGAUCGUCUCAGCGAGUAGAUCCAGAACUGACCAAGCCAAAAUGGUGGCCUACGGGCGUUACACACAGAGAGCCCGAUCAUCUUCUUAAAGCUGAAAGAAUUAGACUUCUUGUUCAUAUUCUGUGCGAAUUGAAGGAGAGCCAUGGGAUUACGGCAGACAAACUCAAGGAUGCCGGACAAGAUGUGCGGCGACAGAUCAUGCCGUCCGAGCGGUUGCGUGUAUUGGACGAGAUUUACUACGUUCGAGAGAUGGAAGAGUUAUAUCUAGAUGGCAAGAUCAGCGGAGAUACCAUAAUCCAUGUCUCCCAUGUUCAUCUGGCUGAGGCCAGUACUGACGUCGAACUGCACGAACAAUCAAACAGCGACGGCGGCUCCAAUCAUCAUCUACUUAACCCAGUUGUCAAGUCUAAGCGAGAUAUUUCCAGCAUGUCCGAGAAUUAUAAACAAAGAUAUGAUGGUGACAUUCAUUCCACUGAACAUAGCCAGCCAGCAAGGCAGUCACUGGGCCAUGGUCCCUGCGCCCCUGUAUCCCCGCUUUCCACUCCCUCCAUUAGUCGAAAAAGUUCGCUGGAGAGCAGUCUCACGACAUACUCGUCUGACCUGACUUCGUCUAUGCUAUCCUCUAGCGAGACCAAUCGGGUAUAUGCAUCAAAAGUUGUCAAUGCACCCAGGCCGUGCAUUCCAGGUUAUUUUGCCCAGCAAAUCUCCACUCAGCCUACUGGACAAAACACUCAAACUGGGUUCUGGAAUACUGUCCCUCAAGGGCAUCAAUCGCUUGCGUUUCAAGGAUAUUGA
Messenger RNA from Aspergillus alliaceus, 1506 nucleotides. RefSeq names its product DUF2841 domain-containing protein. Lineage: Eukaryota; Fungi; Ascomycota; Eurotiomycetes; Eurotiales; Aspergillaceae. The record is from RefSeq and is a predicted model, not a curated record. Bases 1 to 1506 code for a protein of 501 amino acids. The transcript is spliced from 5 exons.